This is a messenger RNA of Cladophialophora bantiana CBS 173.52, 735 nucleotides long. RefSeq lists its product as uncharacterized. NCBI's taxonomy places the organism in Eukaryota, Fungi, Ascomycota, Eurotiomycetes, Chaetothyriales, Herpotrichiellaceae. Gene Ontology annotation, cellular component: cytoplasm. The transcript is spliced from 5 exons. The coding region runs from base 1 to 735 and encodes 244 amino acids. Gene Ontology annotation, biological process: NAD+ biosynthetic process. Gene Ontology annotation, molecular function: glutaminase activity; NAD+ synthase (glutamine-hydrolyzing) activity. The record is from RefSeq and is a predicted model, not a curated record.
AUGAGCCUUGCCCAAGACGGUCUAUACUGUGAAGCUCGACAUUUUGCGACCUGGGUCAAGGAGAGGACCACCGAGACGGAUUACCUUGAAAAGGUUAUCAGCGAUAUCACCGGCCGGAUGACGGUACCAAUUAGCGAAGCCGUUUUCUCUAGGUUGGUUACAUCGGUUGGGGCUUGCAAUUGGUGGUCCGAGUGUGUAACGUGCGAGGAGCUCUUUACUUCGUCCAAUCGCUCCAAGAACAUGGCUCCCAAUGGGGUGGAGGUCAUUGUAAACUCUAGCGCUUCGCACGCCGAGUUGAGAAAACUCAACAACCGACUCAGCCUAAUCCAGGACUACACUCGCAAACUGGGAGUGCCGAGCUCACUCCUCUCUCUGAAGGUGUCCCAAAAAGAUGAAUCUGAGAACGAAAUAAGCCUGACGCACGACGAAUUCAGUGCAUUCAGAGUAUUAUGGAAGGUGGAAAAAUUCGGCCCACAGUCCUGCUACUUGAAACUGCUGGUCGAAUGGCAGUAUCUUGGAUGCGGCCCCCUCCAGAUCGCCACCAAGGCGAUGAGGUUCUUCCGAUUCUACGCAAUGAACCGAUAUAAGAGCACGAUUGUGACGCCCAACAUGCACAUGAGCGCAUACAACCCGGAUAAUAAUCAUCUGGAUCUUGAACAAUUUCUCUAUGACAUUGGCUGGCCAUGGCAACUUGAUAAGUCAGAGAGCACCCCAGCGCCCCAGAGAAAGCCCUAG